GUUGGAAGUGGUUGUUGCAAUUUACUCCAAUUCCUUCCUAUAUUUGUGCCUAACCUUAAACAUCCAAUUUCUUUUCACCAAUCACUCACACAAAUGCAUUUUCCUUUUGAUGCAUGCAUGUGUUGUUUACACUUGAAACCAAUUCUGAACUUUUGUACCAAAAAAACAAAAACAAAAACAAAACAAAUUCUUAUGAAACAUCAUGAAGAAUAAACCUCAACGUCAAUCAAAUAUCAAAUUCAAAUACAAAUUUCAAGGAGACUAUGCUAGCAAAUUUUUUGGCCUAUCUUUCUCCUUUUUAUUUUCAAUUUGGUGGCUCAUAUCCUUCUUCCAAUCCAGGCUUCACCUUGUUCGUGGUUCUUCUGGUGGAGAAGCUGCAUUAGAGCUCAAUGAAUCAUCUACCAUUAGUCAGGAACUAAAAAAACCCUUGUAUUCGGUAGCUGAAACAAGUAGUUUAGAACAAGUAUUUUGGCGAGUUUUAGGUAAUAAUAGUAGUUUAGUGUGCAAGAUACAACCUCGACAUGAGGAAAAGAAACUUCAAUCAUCACAUCACGAAGCAUUAGGAAAUCAAGGUAAGAGCAAUGAGCCUGUUAAUAUAACACACCGCCUAGAAUCAGAUGGUUCUGUGUACAAUUACGCUUCUGAGUCCAAAGGUGCAAAGGUAGUGGCACAUAAUAAAGAGGCUAAUGGUGCUAAAAACAUAUUAGGGAAGGAUCAUGACAAGUAUCUGAGAAAUCCUUGUUCUGUUGCUGAAAAGUUUGUUAUUAUCGAACUUUCAGAAGAGACUUCGGUUGAUACUGUCAAAAUUGCGAAUUUUGAGCAUUAUUCUUCUAACUUUAAGGAAUUUGAAUUGGCUGGUAGUUUGAAUUUUCCAACUGAGUCGUGGAGCACGCUAGGGAACUUCGUUGCUGCCAAUGUUAAGCAUGCACAAGUCUUUAAGCUGCCUAAACCCAAUUUGGCGAGGUAUUUGAAGUUGAGCUUGCUUAGUCAUUAUGGAUCCGAGUUUUACUGCACACUUAGUGUCGUAGAAAUUUACGGGAUCAAUGUUAUCGAACGAAUGCUUAAGGAUCUAAUAGUUACUUCUGUAGGAUCUAUUCCUAAUAAGUUACAGUCUCAUAAUAUUAGUGACAUUAAAACCCCUUCUUCGAAAUCAGAAUCCGAUCAAAUUGAAGGAAAAAGUAAAGAAGUUGAAAUUAAGAAUGUUGUUAUAGCUGCUGAGAUAUCGAGCAAUGACGACACUCAAAAGAUUGAUGUAGAAGUGACGACAAAUCCAGCGACUGUGGACUUGGUUCCUGAUCCUGUAAUGGAACUUAGACAACAAUUAAAUGGUAGGAUAACCGGUGACACUGUUCUUAAGAUUUUGAUGCAGAAAGUGAAAUCAGUGGAAGUAAACUUAUCUGAACUGGAGGAUUACAUCAAAGAGUUGAAUAAGAGACAAGAUAUUAUAAUACCGGAUCUUGAGAAAGAGAUAUCUAAAUUAUCAGAAAGUUUGGAACAAAGAAAGUCGGAGAUCAAUGAUCUACGACAGUCGAACACAGAUAUGGAAAAAGGAAUAUCUGAAGUCGAGUCAUGGAAAGAUGUUAUCUUGUCUCAGCUUAAUGAAGUAGCUAGAGAAAAUAGCAUGCUAAGAUUAGAUGUUCAAAGGGUAGCAAGCGAGCAAGAAAAUCACGAAACGAAGGAGCUUGUCGUGUUAGCAACGAGUCUUGCUUUUGUGUGCCUUGCAUUUCUCAUGAUAAUUUCAGCACACAUGUUCACAUUUUCUAGCUUCAAUGAUAAUAAUGUGAACCAAACAACCAGAGGAUGGGUUACACUAUUUGUUUAUUGCAGUCUAACAAUAUUCAUUAUCUUGUUCUAUAGCUAGGUAUUCAUUUUUGUAAAGAAACAUGUAUUGAAUCAUUGUAAUUAUAGCUACUGUUUAUAGUUUUAUACUUAGUUGAACUGCUUCUAGUUAUGGUAUUGAUAAAGUCAUUUUAAAAAGGAAAUUUAUUUUAGAAAGACAUCCAGACAGUCUGGAUUAAACGCAAUAUUUGCGUGACA
Trifolium pratense (red clover) is the source of this 2037-nucleotide messenger RNA. RefSeq names its product SUN domain-containing protein 5. The transcript is spliced from 4 exons. The coding region runs from base 203 to 1861 and encodes 552 amino acids. NCBI's taxonomy places the organism in Eukaryota, Viridiplantae, Streptophyta, Magnoliopsida, Fabales, Fabaceae. Gene Ontology annotation, biological process: protein folding in endoplasmic reticulum. The record is from RefSeq and is a predicted model, not a curated record. Gene Ontology annotation, cellular component: cytoplasm; membrane.